UCUAGGAGUACGCUUACAAUGGCAAGAACCAAGCAGACCGCUCGUAAAUCCACCGGAGGAAAGGCUCCGAGAAAGCAGCUCGCUACUAAAGCCGCCCGUAAAAGUGCACCAGCAACCGGCGGCGUCAAGAAGCCUCAUCGCUACAGGCCCGGUACCGUGGCUCUGAGGGAGAUCCGCCGUUAUCAGAAGUCCACUGAACUGCUGAUCCGCAAACUGCCCUUCCAGCGUCUGGUGAGAGAAAUCGCUCAAGAUUUCAAGACUGAUCUGCGUUUCCAGAGCUCCGCUGUUAUGGCCCUGCAGGAGGCCAGCGAGGCUUAUCUGGUGGGUCUGUUUGAGGACACAAACCUGUGCGCCAUCCACGCCAAGAGGGUCACCAUCAUGCCCAAAGACAUCCAGCUGGCCCGCCGCAUCCGCGGAGAGCGCGCUUAAACCUACUGCUGACGCAUUAAAACCCAAAGGCUCUUUUAAGAGCCACCUCAA
Danio aesculapii is the source of this 480-nucleotide messenger RNA. Its product is annotated as histone H3. The transcript has a single exon. Gene Ontology annotation, cellular component: nucleosome. Lineage: Eukaryota; Metazoa; Chordata; Actinopteri; Cypriniformes; Danionidae. Gene Ontology annotation, molecular function: DNA binding; protein heterodimerization activity; structural constituent of chromatin. The record is from RefSeq and is a predicted model, not a curated record. The coding region runs from base 19 to 429 and encodes 136 amino acids.